Molecule: messenger RNA, 4382 nt
Organism: Gambusia affinis (western mosquitofish)
Lineage: Eukaryota; Metazoa; Chordata; Actinopteri; Cyprinodontiformes; Poeciliidae
Gene: smad4a
Product: SMAD family member 4a
Exons: 12
Coding region: 2314-3825 (503 amino acids)
Biological process (GO): cell differentiation; regulation of transcription by RNA polymerase II; anatomical structure morphogenesis
Cellular component (GO): heteromeric SMAD protein complex
Molecular function (GO): I-SMAD binding; RNA polymerase II cis-regulatory region sequence-specific DNA binding; DNA-binding transcription factor activity, RNA polymerase II-specific
Source: RefSeq, a predicted model, not a curated record
UUGUAGGCCAUCACUCACGGUGAGACGCCACUCGAAGUGGCAGUAUUUGUGAGAAGGUGGUGUCAGAUUCCUGGUCUCCCGGACCAACAUGUCCUAUUGACAAUCACGACAUCAGGUUGCUCGCUGGACUCGGAACCCUCCCAUUUCCCUUUUCUGACAAUGGCAUGCUUAUACUCUUAUCAAAACCACGGCAACGGUACAAAUGGAAAAAGAAAUAUUCACUCCACAUCAUCACCUAGCUUUUGCUGUUAACAGUUGGAAGUAGGUAGCAGGAACAACCCACAAGAUCCGGCAAGUGUGGAGGAUCUUCACUCAGCAUAUGGAUUUAUAGCAGCAAAAUAUACAGGGCAGAAAUCCAGGCAGUGAGCAGACUGAUCUGCAACUAACAGCGCCAAAUCUACGCUCACCUGUAUGAAGCUUUUUUUUUGGUAAAGCUACUCAAUUGUCAAACCAAAAUAGUGAAUAAGCUAAUCAAAUGGCAGCCACAAAAGGAUCUGGAUGUGGUGAAGUUGAAAUUUAGCAUCAGAAUGGGAAAGAAAAGGGAUCAAAUUUAAUUUACUUUGAACACAACAUGGUUGUUGGUCCUGAAAGUAUCAAACUACUGGUCUUCUGUGGUCUUCACUCCCAUUUGUAUGAUUGGUAUAUAUAGGCUUAUAUAGCCUGAAAAAGAGAAAAUAACAACUGAGCUUCCAUAAUAAUAAUAAUAAAAAAAAACCCUCUUUGGUGUGAAAGGUUAAAGAACAUGGAGGCUAGUUUGAGAUUAAAGAAAAGCAAACAUAGAACCUUAAAGCAGAUGGGUUAAUGCUGCAGGAAACCACACAGGAUGCCACUCCUUUCACCUAAAACAGAGAACUGAGGCUACAAUUUGCACAAGAUCACUAAAGACCAGGUCCAACCCGAACUAACAAAGUUUACCUAAUAAAUAGAGUCGAUACAACUAAAGAAAAGCAUGUACAUCUUUGCGGGGGGAAAAAAACUAUUUUUUUUUUAUUAUUUUAGGUUUUCUUACAAUAAACUCCUAAAUGGGGAGUUUAAAUUCCUUAUUUAGCUAAGUAUUUGAGCUAGUUUGGUGGCUGGACACCAACCAAUUUAAAUAAACUCUACCAGUUCAAGGGGGAGUGAUUACAUAUUAAAGGAAAAUGCUGAGAUGUUGAUGUCUAAGAAAAGCUUGUGGUUUCCCUGACAGGCACUUACUAAUAUUAAGGUGUGUGUUGACUGAUUCAUAACCCUGUGUGAAUUAAAAACAGUUGAAGACAUAAAGAACCAAGUCAGUUCUUUAUGUAGCGAUUUGUUACGCAUUUAAUUUCAGACAGCAUUUUACGAGGGUAUAGCAUUUAACCAAGUUUUAAUAGUUGAGAGAGGAUUUUGACUUUGGCAACAUGGCUCUGCACAUGUUCAUAAGGCACUGUUAUCUUUUUAUACUGUAGAAGAACAAUGUUUAGACAAUGAACCCGUAGUGAAAAUUAGUGCUAUAUAAACAUGGAGAACAAUAGAAAAUGUUCAAAGUCGUAUCUCUGAAUCCCACAUAUCCGCACAUGCGCAGUUUGAUCAAAACAAUUAAAGAGCAGAUUUUAUGACAAUCGCAGAUCUGUGAUUUAUUGUGAAUUUCAUAAAACGUUAUUUUGUUUUAUAAUAGGAAUAUAAUUAACAUAGACUCAGCGUGAUUACCCUACCUGUGUAGCAGCAUUCAUAAUGUAAUGUAUAGCGAGGCGAGCUGCACCGCAGCGCCACGCCUGUCACGGUUCAGUCAGAGCGUGGUGGGUGGAGGAGAGAUUUUGUUUAUUUUCGUGGCCAAUUAGGCAUUCAGCUGGAUUUUGUUAGCAUAAAAAUACUGGUUGAAUUUAAAUGAAGCGUUGUAGAUUGAUUAGGUGAACGUGUGCGGAGAAGACUGGUUAGUGGUUGUUUGAUUUCGUGAGAUGCUGGAUUUCGGGAACAACAGAAAGGAAGGUUCGUCAGCGUCAAGUUGGUCUGUUAGCAAGCUAGCAACAAUAUCCAAAACGUAAGAUAGCCAGUCAGGUUUUAGGUAUCUAAAGCUUCGUUGACUCCAUCUUCUCCGAGUGGAUCUACGCUGCUUUUCUGUGAAUUAAUCUGGUUCAGGUAAGGUGUUCAUUUCUGUGAACCAGCGAGGAUCCCCGUAUGACCAUGUUUCUCUGAAAAGAGCUAACUCUUUUACUCCAGAAUUAUUUUUUAGGUGGCUAAACGUGGGCUGCUUUGGUUAGAGGAAUAAUUUCUCAUUGUCACUACAACAACAAAAGAAAACCCAUAAAGGACGCAGCUGGAAAGCCCACCCAGUCCUGAAAACUACAAAGCAAGAUGUCAAUCACAAACACUCCUACAAGCAACGAUGCUUGCCUGAGCAUCGUGCACAGCCUCAUGUGCCACCGGCAGGGAGGGGAAAGUGAAAGCUUUGCAAAGCGGGCCAUUGAGAGUCUUGUCAAGAAGCUGAAGGAGAAGAAGGAUGAGCUGGAUUCUCUAAUUACUGCCAUCACCACAAACGGGGCUCAUCCUAGCAAGUGCGUAACCAUACAGCGAACUUUGGACGGACGCCUACAGGUUGCAGGGCGUAAAGGUUUCCCCCAUGUCGUCUAUGCCAGACUGUGGCGAUGGCCAGACCUCCACAAGAAUGAGUUAAAACAUGUGAAGUACUGCCAGUAUGCCUUUGACCUGAAAUGUGACAGUGUCUGUGUCAACCCAUACCACUACGAGAGGGUCGUUUCUCCAGGAAUUGACUUAUCAACAUUGACCCUUUCAAAUUCAGGUCCUCUUAUAGUGAAAGACGAGUUUGAUUAUGAAAACCAGCAGUCGCACUCCAGCUCUGAAAGCCACCUGCAGACAAUCCAGCACCCUCCAUCGAGGCCUGUCCCCCCGGAUACGUUCAGCAACAACCCCCUACUGCCCCCAUCGGAGGGCAGCACUUCAGCUUCCUCUUCUGCUUUCUCCACCAUUAGUGCUGGACCUUCAAAUCCCACUCCGAACUGGAGCAGAAACAGCAGCUUCCCCCCAGCGGUGCCACAACACCAGAAUGGGCAUCUACAGCAUCACCCCCCGAUGCCUCACACAGGCCAUUACUGGCCUGUUACCAAUGAAAUUGCAUUCCAACCGCCUAUAUCCAACCACCCAGCUCCGGAAUACUGGUGCUCCAUUGCGUAUUUUGAGAUGGAUGUCCAGGUUGGUGAGACUUUUAAGGUGCCGUCCACAUGUCCGAUAGUCACUGUGGACGGUUACGUGGAUCCAUCAGGAGGAGAUCGCUUCUGCCUGGGCCAGCUGAGCAAUGUCCACAGGACAGAGAACAUUGAGAGAGCAAGGCUUCACAUCGGCAAAGGUGUGCAGCUGGAAUGCAAAGGUGAAGGGGACGUGUGGGUGCGCUGUUUGAGCGAUCAUGCAGUGUUCGUUCAGAGCUACUAUCUGGAUCGAGAAGCCGGGCGCGCCCCGGGCGACGCCGUUCAUAAAAUCUACCCCAGUGCUUACAUCAAGGUGUUCGACCUGCGCCAGUGCCACAGGCAGAUGCAGCAGCAGGCGGCGACGGCGCAGGCAGCAGCUGCAGCUCAGGCAGCAGCCGUGGCUGGGAACAUCCCGGGCCCGGGCUCAGUGGGAGGCAUCGCCCCUGCCAUCAGUUUGUCUGCCGCGGCGGGAAUCGGAGUCGACGACCUGCGCAGGCUGUGCAUUUUGCGCAUGAGCUUUGUGAAAGGCUGGGGGCCCGACUACCCGCGGCAAAGCAUCAAGGAGACCCCCUGCUGGAUCGAAAUCCAUCUACACCGAGCUCUGCAGCUUCUUGACGAAGUUCUGCACACCAUGCCCAUAGCUGACCCUCAACCUCUUGAUUGAAGUAACAUUCAACAAACUGUACAAAAAUGAAAACACAAAAGUAAAAAAAGACAAUUAAAAAAAAAAAUACUCGUGACUGACCACUCCAUCUGUAGGCCUGGAGUGCUAAAGGAGGACUGCAAUCAUAUGAAUGUUGUAUAGCUCGUAGUUGAAGAAAGGACCUAAAGGCCGGCGGUAUACUCCAAACUGGAAAUCACACAGUCAGCACUAUAAUCACUAAAUUUCAGGACGCUGCUGAUUGAGCACAUCACAGUAUUUUUGAAAACAUUUUACCAGCAUCAUGCAAAUUAAAGUGUCGUCCCUCUGUUAACGUACAUGAAUUGUGUAAAACAAAGUCUUUAUCCAAAAUAAUAAAAAAAAAAUGUUUCUACAAUCAUAAAAUAUCCUCAAUCUGUUUACUGUAAUGUCUCGUCUGUUUGUCCUGAAUGUAUUUGUAGUUGGAGUAUACUGCUGGUAUGUUGGGCUGAAAAGGCUUUCUCUAACAAGAAAGCCAUUUUCUCCCUCUCAGAUCAGGGCCUAUAUGAAAAACUGUAUGUUACUCAUUCUCUUGUAAUCUU